AUGAGUACCGAGCAAGAAAGCCGCGAGGGACCCCAGUCUGUAAAGGGCCCCCGCAUUAACAAGGGCCUGGUAAUAGUCAAUACCGGCAAUGGCAAAGGCAAGACCACCGCCGCCAUGGGCGUAUUGUUCCGAGCCUGGGGCCGGGACAUGCGGGUGAUCAUGCUCCAGUUCAUCAAGCACACGACCGCCAACUUUGGUGAACAAAGAGCCGCCCAGAAGAUCGGCGUGAGCAUGCGGGCUAUGGGUGACGGCUUUACGUGGCGUUCGAGGGACCUGGACCAAAGCGCCGACCUGGCCCGCGCCCUUUGGGAGGACGCCAAAGAAAUCAUUGCUUCCGAGGAGCAUGACCUGGUUGUCCUUGACGAAUUUACCUAUACCAUGCACUACGGGUGGAUUCCCACGGAAGAGGUUAUAGAGACGCUAAAGAACCGGCCAGAAAUGAUGCACGUCAUCAUCACCGGCCGACACGCUCCGGAAGCCUUGGUCGAAUAUGCUGACCUGGUAACCGAAAUGAACGUGGUGAAGCACCCUUAUCAGAGCGGCAUUAAGGCCCAACCCGGAAUCGAGUUCUAG
Geodia barretti is the source of this 573-nucleotide messenger RNA. NCBI's taxonomy places the organism in Eukaryota, Metazoa, Porifera, Demospongiae, Tetractinellida, Geodiidae. The record is from the annotation of a GenBank genome assembly.